This is a messenger RNA of Folsomia candida, 1577 nucleotides long. Its product is annotated as transcription factor MYB77. Bases 198 to 1493 code for a protein of 431 amino acids. The transcript has 6 exons. Gene Ontology annotation, biological process: regulation of DNA-templated transcription. Gene Ontology annotation, molecular function: RNA polymerase II cis-regulatory region sequence-specific DNA binding; DNA-binding transcription factor activity, RNA polymerase II-specific. Gene Ontology annotation, cellular component: nucleus. NCBI's taxonomy places the organism in Eukaryota, Metazoa, Arthropoda, Collembola, Entomobryomorpha, Isotomidae. The record is from RefSeq and is a predicted model, not a curated record.
ACAACAACUCUCUGUUUCCAUGACAACCUCCUAAAUCUCACCUCACCCUACCCGCGCAAAUCCUUCCCUCCCUCUCUCUCCCUCCAUCCAAAAAUCCAACGGUCACUUUUUUCAGUCCACUCUCUGCAACUGGAGGAGCAACUUCUUCUUGUCAAGUAAAAUUAUGGAAUUUCCAUAGCAACAACAAUUUUUAAACAAUGAGUGAAGAAGUGUUUUUAGUGAAUUGGAUCCCCGAAGAGGAAAUUGUUGUCAUGGAAACGACGGAAGAAAAACCCGUUGUCAUAACAACCACGAAACCAAAGAAAAAACAACAGAAAAAAAUAAAUCGUGGGAGGUGGUCACGGGAUGAGGAUGAAAAGUUGAAAAGUUUAAUAUUAACCUCUUCGACGUCGGUGGUGGGGAAUCCGAAUUUUUCACAAAUUUCUUUGGAGUUUCCGGAUCGGUCGGAGAUGCAGUGCGCCACGCGAUGGUGGAAAGUCCUGUCCCCCUCGUUGAUAAAAGGCCAGUGGACCCCAGAGGAGGAUUCUUUAGUGAUUUCUUUAGUGGAGAAACAUGGGGCCAAGAAAUGGACACUCAUCGCGAGGCAUUUGAACGGGAGGAUUGGGAAGCAGUGCAGGGAGAGAUGGCACAACCACCUGAACCCUGACAUAAACAAGCGUCCCUGGACGAAAGAAGAGGACGAAAUAAUCCUCAACGCCCACAACAAACUAGGGAACCAGUGGAGUCGGAUCGCUAAAUUUCUCACGGGCAGGACGGACAAUGCCAUCAAAAAUCACUGGAACAGCACGAUUAAGAGGAGGGUGCUGGGGGGGAGUGGGGGAGGUGGGGGGACUACAAGAGCCAAGGGCCGCCCACCCGGAAGGAAAAACAAAAAACAAGACCUGACGCAAGUGGUUAAUCCAGAGCCUCAGUUUUUGGACUCGGGGUUCUUCGAUGAGGAGUUUUCAGCGCAGAUCCACUCUACCCCAUACCCCUCAUCAUCCACGAGCACCUCCACAAACUGGCUCCUCUCGCCCCUCCACCCCUCCCCCAUUAACCCAAUAAACACCAACCCAUCCACCAGCCAACACUUCCUCAUGUCCACCCCUCCCCACCCUCCUCACCAUCAUCAAAAUUCCAACUCCUCCACACCAACUCCCCUGCGUCUCGCUUUAUCCUCACUCUCCUCUCUCUUAGCAUCGCACCCCAACUCGCCCCCAAAGUUAGAAGACCUCGCGGACAUCCUCUCCAACACGAACACCCCUUCGGUGGAAACCCCCUCGCGCUCUUUAAACAUCAAAACGGAGGAUUUCUCCGACGUUGAGAACUAUUUUGACUUUAAAACUCCGACGAGAUACGAUUCUUCCCCGUUUACGGACAAAAAGGUUAAAAAGGCGAAGAAAAGGAUCGCUUUUUCGCCGCUGAAGGAGAAGAAUUGUCAAAUUGGUGGUGGGGAAAAAAUUGAAAAGAAAUUUUGGGGCGAGGAUUUUGAUGCUAUUCAGUUUUUUAAUUGAUUGAUUUUAAUGGUGGUUAUUUUUGUACAGAUUUUUAAUUGUUUUUUUGGUGGGGGAAUAAAUAAAUAAAAUUUGUCAUGACAA